Oncorhynchus tshawytscha (Chinook salmon) is the source of this 1627-nucleotide messenger RNA. Its product is annotated as ankyrin repeat domain-containing protein 40-like. Gene Ontology annotation, molecular function: protein binding. Lineage: Eukaryota; Metazoa; Chordata; Actinopteri; Salmoniformes; Salmonidae. The record is from RefSeq and is a predicted model, not a curated record.
GCUAUUUUUAGUGCAAUUAAGCAGCUAUUUCCAGACCAAGGCGUCACCCUCUUACGACCUGUAAAGUCAUUAUUGUCUCCCAUGAUCUCGUUAAGUUAGCUAAUCAUUUGUACAAAAUGUCAACGACAUCGUUGGAUAAGGAAUUGCAAGAGCGCUUGAGAGAGGCGUCUGCGAUUGGAGACAUCGACGAGGUGCGGAUUUUAGUGGAAAGCGGAGUAAAUGUCAACUCUCAAAACGAAAUAAACGGAUGGACAUGUUUGCAUUGGGCAUGCAAGAGAAACCACAAACCGGUUGUGUCGUACCUGCUGAACUCUGGCGCUGACCAAGAGAUCCUCACUGCUAAAGAUGAGCUGGCUGUCCAGCUGACCUCUAAGCCUGAAAUCAGAAGACUGUUAGGAGUUGAGGAGGAGGAAGUGCCUGAAAUCAAGGAGCCUGAGUUGCCAAUCAUUCCAAACUACCUGUCCAACCCGCCAUUCAUGUACAGUAAGAUGGACAACAAGGCUGAGCUCAUAUUGGCACAGUUGACCCAAAAUGGCAAUGGAGACCACUCAUCAGAUGACCCACACAGUGACUCAGCUUCCCUGUCGCCCACCCACGAGCAACAGCUGCCUCAGCAACCGCAGAGCCUACUCUCUGACACCCCGAGCCCGAGGGAGGGGGCCUUCAUCCCAUUGGCGCAGCAGAACGGAGUGUCGCCUAGCCCCGCCUCGUCUCUCACCAUCAACGGAGGCCUGCCUAUACAUCUCCAUGGAGCCCCACCUGGUCAACCAUGGGAGUACCCACACUCGGUGGCCCAUAAUGGGGCUGUGUGCUCUCCUCCCCUGCCCUCCCCCAGCCCCAGCACCACCAGCAGUAGCAGCCAAGCCCAGGUGGCUAACGCUAACCCAUCUAUGACCCGGCAGCAGUCCCUCCCUCAGCAGCUCAACUGUGGCCAGGGUGCUGGGGGUAACAUGCCUGCCUUCCAGCCUUUCUUCUUUACCAGUACAUUCCCUGUCAAUGUGCAAGAGCUGGUCCUAAAGGUGCGCAUCCAGAACCCCAACGCGCGGGAGAACGACUUCAUCGAGGUGGAGCUGGACAGACAGGAGCUGACCUACCGCUCGCUGCUCCGGGUGUGCUGUCGCGAGCUGGACAUCAGCACCGAACACGUGGAGAAGAUCCGCAAGCUGCCCAACACCAUGCUACGAAAGGACAAAGACGUGGCUCGGCUGCAGGACUUCCAGGAGUUAGAGGUGGUGCUGGAGAAGGCUGAGGGCCUGGCACUCCUCUCUGGGGCGGGAGGCCUCACCGACAGACCCUGCUACAACAUGAAGGCCUCCAGACUCACCUACUAGAGACCAACAGGAUUGACAGACACACAGACAGACCCUGCUACAACAUGAAGGCCUCCAGACUCGCCUACUAGAGACCAACAGGAUUGAUAGACAGACCCUGCUACAACAUGAAGGCCUCCAGACUCACCUACUAGAGACCAACAGGACGGACAGACACGCAGACAGACCCUGCUACAACAUGAAUGCCUCCAGACUCACCUACUAGAGACCAACAGGACGGACAGACACACAGACAGACCCUGCUACAACAUGAAUGCCUCCAGACUCACCUACUAGAGACCAACAGGACGGACAGA